GAAAGAGGAGAGCUGCAUUCAAUAGUUACUACGGCGCAAUCGGAUUCGCGGAUUCCGUGAUUUAAUGUACAAGGCGUAUAAAGUCCUUGUCUAGAAUGCGGAGAACGGCUUUACUCCGGUAAUCUAUCUCAGGAAUAACGACUGUGCUGAGAUAUACCCCGAAUCAGUCCUACUCCCUCUUCUUCCCCGCCAUCAGGCCUCCAGUUAUAUUGCUUGGACUGGCCAAACGAGAUACAAAUUCAUUAUCUGGGCUCGUCGAGCGAUAAUUGUACAGUCUGAGGUGUGCAAUCGACAGACCAUCUCACAGCGAUGGCGACGCAGCUUGUUGCUCUCCCGGAAGUUGAGCGCCUCAGCGCCUCAGUGAUUCGGAUUUUGGGCGGGAACCCGGGGAAGUUUACUCUACAAGGAACAAACACAUACCUCAUCGGCCGCGGCUACCAACGCAUCCUAAUCGACACCGGCCAGGGCGAAGCAGCAUGGGCCAAACAGCUCCAAACCGUCCUCUCCGACGAAAAGGCUACCGUGCACCAGGCCCUCCUCACCCACUGGCAUGGUGACCAUGUUGGCGGACUGCCGGAUCUAAAGCGUCUCUGCCCCGACGCCCAGGUCUUCAAACACCAUCACCAGCCGGAGGAGGAGUAUACCGAUAUCCAGGAUGGACAGGUUUUCACCGUGGAGGGUGCCACGCUGAAAGCUCUGUUUACGCCCGGUCAUACGGAGGAUCAUAUGGCGUUUGUGUUGGAGGAGGAGGAUGCGAUAUUUACGGGUGAUAACGUCCUCGGCCACGGCACGGCCGUCUUCGAAGACCUAAAAACCUACCUAUCCAGCCUCCACCGCAUGCGCGACCGCGUCCAAGGCCGCGGCUAUCCCGGCCACGGCGCCGUCAUGGAAAAAGCCUCCACCCGCAUUGCAGAGUACAUCCAGCACCGACAGCAGCGCGAGGACGAGGUCCUCCGCGUGCUGCGGUAUGGCAAGCUAGAUGUGGCGGCGGGUGAACCUGAGCCUGAGCGACGACAGGCUUGGACGCCACUGCAGCUGGUCAAGCAGAUUUAUGUCGGGGUGCCGGAGAAUUUGCAUUUGCCGGCUUCGCAUGGUGUGUCCCUGGUGUUGGCUAAGUUGGAGGGGGAAGGGAGGACGGUGCAGGAUGGGGAUGGGGGGUGGAGGUUUGUUGGGGAGAGGAGUGCGUUGUAA
Messenger RNA from Penicillium subrubescens, 1191 nucleotides. RefSeq lists its product as uncharacterized. The coding region runs from base 310 to 1191 and encodes 293 amino acids. Gene Ontology annotation, biological process: secondary metabolite biosynthetic process. Lineage: Eukaryota; Fungi; Ascomycota; Eurotiomycetes; Eurotiales; Aspergillaceae. The record is from RefSeq and is a predicted model, not a curated record. The transcript is spliced from 4 exons.